Macrosiphum euphorbiae (potato aphid) is the source of this 1677-nucleotide messenger RNA. NCBI's taxonomy places the organism in Eukaryota, Metazoa, Arthropoda, Insecta, Hemiptera, Aphididae. The record is from the annotation of a GenBank genome assembly.
AUGGUUGCUGACAGUUGCCCAAACCCACAGAGUGUGGGACGUGAAUUUGUCCGUCAAUAUUAUACCAUGUUGAAUCAAUCCCCUCAUUACAUGCAUAGAUUCUAUAGUAGCGAUUCAUAUUUUGUUCAUGGAGGUUUGGAACCAUACAGCAGGGACAUGACUCCCAGUAUUGGCCAAAAAGAUAUUCAUAAACGAGUUCAAGAAUUGAAUUUUCGCGACUGUCAUGCUAAGAUCUUACAAGUUGAUUCCCAGAAUACUCUUGGAAAUGGUGUGGUUGUCCAUGUCACUGGUGAAUUAUCUAACUGUGGGCAACCAAUGCGUCGUUUUGCUCAAACAUUUGUAUUGGCGGCGCAGUCCCCUAAGAAGUAUUAUGUUCAUAAUGACAUUUUUCGUUAUCAGGAUGUGAUGUUUAAUGAAGAUGAUGUGAAUGAUGAAGCAGAUUCUGGACAAUCAGAUGGUGAAGAAAACGGGGAAGUUGAGCAAUCUCCUGUCACUCAACAACCUCAGCAUCAAGUAAAUUAUUACAAUACUACAACUCAAGGACAGACUUUAAAUGGGGUUGCUUUGAAUGUCAUACCUACUUCGGUACCAGUACAGCAGUUGCUGCCUGAGCAAAUCCCUGUUCAAGUUCAACAACAUAUUCCAACUGUUACUGCUCCGGUACAAAAUUCGGCUCCUACUGUACUACCUCCCAGUAAUAAUGUGUCUAGAACUCAACCUCCGUACAACCAAAACCAAAUAUUGACAGAACAACCUAAAAUUCAACAUCAAGAUGAACCUACAAAUCAUAAUGUGGAUAUAAAAGAAAUUCAAGAACCUAUUAAGAAGGAUAUACCGAUUACUGAAGCUGUUUCACCUGGAGAUCAACCAAAACCAUUAUAUGCACAGCUCUUUAAGUCAGGUGGACGAUCAACAGAGACUCAUGCUGAAGCCCCUCCACCAGUUUCUGUACAGACACAAAAUUACUCAUCACCUUUACCUAAAGCAACUUCACCGGUUCGAAAUAAUGAUUAUUCAAGCAAUGCCUUUCCUAAUAACCAGUAUGAGCAGAGAGGCAAUGUUAAUAGAAAUGUGAGAAACAACUAUAAUGGUAGAGGUGGUGGUGGAGUUGGUGGAAGAAAUUUGAAUGAUAGACCUAGCAGAAAUUCUUUUAACAAUCGCGAAAAUGGAUACAACAGUGGUCCUGGUAACGACCCGAGGAUUAACAGAGGUAACCAAUCAGGGUCUUACAAUGGUAUGUUCCAAUCUGAUGAACAACAAUUGUUUAUUGGAAAAAUCCCUCCUGAGGUUCAAGAAAGUGAUUUACGUAACUUAUUCGAGAAGUUUGGUAAUUUGUUGGAUGUACGGAUAAUGAAGGGUGGCAGCAAAACUGGUGAUCCGUCUAUGAAUGGCAACUUUGGUUUUGUCAUUUUUGAAAGUAUAGAUACGGCACAUAAAGUAUUAAAGAGUCGACCUAUCAUGCUUCCUGGUGAAAAUGGCAUCAAGUUGAAUGUUGAAGAAAAGAAAAACAAGUCCAGAAGUUCAAUGGUGAAUUCAGAUGGUGGCGGCGGCGGCGGUGGUAGUGGUGGUGGUGGUGGUUUAGGUCGUGGUGGUAUGCGUGCCGGCAACAGCCGUGGAGGUUUCAAUAGGAACCAGAAUGAUGGACCUAGAAACAACAACUUUAGGCGUCAAAAUUAA